This is a messenger RNA of Blepharisma stoltei, 3453 nucleotides long. Lineage: Eukaryota; Ciliophora; Heterotrichea; Heterotrichida; Blepharismidae. The record is from the annotation of a GenBank genome assembly.
AUGAACAAAAAGGCUAAUUUUUCUGAUAUCGGACUUAUAAAAAUACUAUCUUUUUUAAAAAUGCUCAAUUUGUGUUUUUCAUUCGAAAUUAUUAUUGCUCAAAAUGAUAGGAAUGAGCUAAAUAAAAUUUGGAUUGAAGAAAUAAAAUAUCAAUUUGAAUCAGUCAUCGAAUGGCAUCAAUGCGAUUAUUCUUUAAUUUCAGAGUGUGUAAACUCGCAUCCAAAUGCCAUAAUAAUUCUUGAUUUAUCGAACAGCUUUCAAAAGCAACUGAGCCUUUCUGAAUUAUGCAAAGAAAAUAAUAAAAUUCAUUUGGUUCCUCAGAAAAAUCAAGAAUUUCUUUACGACGAAUGGACAUAUAGUAUCGUUUCAUCAAACUUAGCCCAAACAGAUGCAUAUUUUGCAGUUUUAGCUUACUUUAAUUGAACUCAUGGACUUGCAAUCACUGAUGGAGAUCAUGCAUACAUCAAGCAGAAAUUUCUAGACUAUUCACAAACUUUUGAUUAUAUAAUUAUAGAAUCUUCGGCAAGCCUUGAAAAGGUAGUAAACAGAGUUAUCAAGCCUUUAGGAGCAACAUUGUAUUACAUUUUUGCAAAUUCUGUCCUCUCGUCAAAUAUUCAGGAGACGUUGAAAUCCAAAAAACUCCUUUCGAGAGGAGAUGGGAUAUUGCUAACCCAAAAUAGCUGCUAUGACUGCAAAAUCAAUGGAGCAAUCAUUGUAACUGUUGCAGGACAAGAACAUGCUAGCUCUCAAGAACAACUUUUGAUUAGUUCUUUAGAAAAUUUAAUUCUGUAUUUAUUAAAUCAAACAGUAGAAACAACAGAAGAACUAAAAGAUUUGCUGAAGAUAUAUAGUCAGAAAAAACAAUUUUCUAUUGUAAAUAUUCAAGACAAUCAAAGAAAAAUAGUUGGAUCAGUUUCUGCUGGAUCAGUAACAAUCUUGAAAGCCUUGAUUUUCCCUGGGAAUACAACUGAUGUGCCCAAGUCAGAUAAAAAGAUUUUGCAUAUGACAGUUUCUGGAGGCUCUUACAACCCUGGAGCUCCUCCUCUUACAGUAGCUCCUUUUUUAUAUUAUGGCGCUUAUACAGCAUGAAGUUUAAUUAAUGAAGGUGCACUUGGAAUUUUAGCACAUUUUCAAAUAAAUUAUUUUAUUUUUGAUUGUGGCGCGGUUACUUAUGAUAAAGAAUUGACACCAGCUUGCUUUGCCAAAGAUAUAGAUAAAUUUGGACUUGCACACAUACCAGCGCCUAGCUCUUUAACGACUAUUGCAGAAAUUGAUUUUUUUAAAAGCUUUAAUUUAACCAUCCCAGUUGUUGGCUCAGAAUCUGAUGAUUAUUCAUUGAAUUCUACAUCACUUUAUCCUCUGUUUACAAGGGUGAUUGUUUCAAACCGCUAUCUUUUAUCGCUGAGUUUGCUUUUAUUUAGAGCUUUAGGAUGAAGAAAAAUUUGUGUUUUAUAUUCAGAUGAUAUAUCUGGGAAAUCAGAAUAUUUAGCACUUAUAAGUACUACAGAGCAAUAUAACAUAGAAAUUCUAAAUUCUGAAAACUCAAGGGCGAUCCCUGCAGAUCUAAAUAGAACUAGUAUAAAAAAUUACUCUGGAACAUUGAAGAAAAUCGUUGAUACAGAUGCAAGACUCCUAGUUUUAUUUUUUAUGCCACCUCCAUUAUAUUAUAUCAUCGAAGAGCUCUAUGAUAUGGGCUUAAGAAAAGGAGAUCUCCUUAUUUUUGUUACAAAGGAAGGAGUAUUUCCAACGAGACUAUACGAUGAUGUUGAUAAAUUAAAGAUUCAGGAAAUUGGAGUUCCAAUGAUAUCUAUUAGUGGACGAAAUUGAGUAGGUAAGGUUGGGGAAUUUGCUUAUUCGCAGAUAUCAUCUAGAUAUAAUGGUCACUCAUUUCCCACCACUUGCUCUAGUUAUGAUGCGGCAUAUUUAAUAGGGAUAGCUUUGGACUACAUGAUAAACCAAGGAUAUGAUUAUACUGAUCCUUACCAAUUAAAUUUAACAAUCAGAGCUCAAAAGUUUACUGGGUGCACAGGAGUAGUUUUCAUUGACAAAGGUAGCAAUGACAGAGUUAUGGAUGCUUUUGAUAUAAUGGCCUGCAAAAUAGAUACAAAUUCUGGAAGUGUAAUAACAUACAAAAUGGGAGAAUUUCGUCCAUUUGGCAGCACAAUGUUGAGUAUCAAAACUCCUCUAAUUUAUGGAGACGGGACUACUGUAAAGCCAGAUGAUCUUAGAAACCAAAUUAAUAAAUGCCCUUUUCAUGACAAUCUAAUAAGGACAUUUGCUAAAGGAAGAAUUAUCGUUUUUUCUAUAUGCUUUAUGUUUGCUUUAGUGUCUUUCGCUGUCACAGCUUACAUAUGAAAAAACUGAUGAAAUAUAACCAUUGAAGAGCUUAAAGUAAAGCAAGAAAUUUCACUGCAAGAUAUUAUUGUCAUGAUAACUAUAGGUAUUGAAUUUUUCCAAUUUGCGGCUAUGGGACCAGAUAUAACCCCAAUAAAUAGCAUCCUAGCAAAAAUUAGUAGCUCUCUUUCUUUCAGUCUGGAAAAUAUCUUUGCUCUCCAGAAAGGGAUAUUUUGAAUUCUAAUAGAUGGAGUCUUUGGGGCUAUUUUAUUUUGGCUAGUUUUAUGCUUAGUUGUUCUACUCAGUUUAGAUGAAAAAUAUCCCAAAGUGACUAUUUUCAGAUUUUUAGCUUGGCUUGCAGACUAUUUAAUGCCUAUCUUAGGCAAUUUGUGCUUUAUACCCUUUGUUUCAAUGUGCUUGAAUGUAUUUAUAUGCGACCAUUCUAUUGGAGAUAACUUUACUGACAGUUUUCUUGCUGCAGACUGUUAUUAUUUUUGCUGAAAAGACGAGCACUUAAUAUAUGCAAUUUUUUCUUUUAUUGCCCUCUUAUGCUAUGAGCCACUAGCUGUUCUGUGCAGGCCUUUGUGGCAAGAGUUACAGCACAUGGUGCAUAUACAUACAGCUCCUCCGUUUUUAAUGGUAAAGACUGUGGUUCAAAUCAUAUUAAUAGUUAUGAAUAAAACAGUUAAAAGGGCUGAUAGCACUAUCCAUGGAGCCCUUUUUGCUGUUCUAAUGGUCGCGUACAUUUUAUUUAUAUUUAGAUAUAAGCCCUAUAAUUAUCCAAGACUAUGCUGGUGGCAAACUUUGAGCUUAAUUGGUGUGGUUUGGCUUUCUGUGAUCUCAACAAUCUCAUCAAAGGUUGAAGGAAACGCGAAUGUUUAUUUUCCUGUAGUGUGCGUGGGAUGAAUAAUAAUUGCUCUUGUCGGAAUUUAUGUGCAAAGAAGAAAAUAUCCCAGUCUUCUGUAUAGAAAAAACUUGGAUACAACUCAUUUAUUCAAGUUCGCAUUUACUUUUGGUAAGCACUCCAAGAAUGCUCUUGCAAAAAUUGUCCCAGAUCGUCGUCCAUCAUCUGUAAAUUUAAUGCCGAAGGACUUUUCAAUUGGAAAGGAAGUUGAUUAA